This is a messenger RNA of Megalobrama amblycephala (Wuchang bream), 2139 nucleotides long. Its product is annotated as olfactomedin-4-like. The record is from RefSeq and is a predicted model, not a curated record. Lineage: Eukaryota; Metazoa; Chordata; Actinopteri; Cypriniformes; Xenocyprididae. The coding region runs from base 333 to 1724 and encodes 463 amino acids. The transcript has 5 exons. Gene Ontology annotation, biological process: signal transduction.
UUGAGGACAAAAUGUUCACUUGCUGCCUAAUAUAUCCCACCCACUAACAGGUGCCGUGAUGAAGAGAUGAUCAGUGUCAUUCACUUCUCCUGUCAGUGCUCAUAAUGUUAUGCCUGAUCGUUGUAUAUAUACCAGUUAAACAAACCCUUUUGCAAUCUCCCAAGUAUUUGCAGGAUCAGGUCAUGAACUUCCUUAUUUCAUCAUUUUUCUCAUGUCAGCACUGUCAGCUUACGGACCAAUCCUGGAUUUUUGGCUUUAAAUCUCUGCUUCUGUCAUGACAAACUGCUUUUUAUAAUCAAGGCUACAAGAUCCCAAUCUUUUCUAUCUCAAACAUGAGACAGUCAAACAUGUUUGUUUCGAUGGUCGUCAUUCCUCUAAUUUUAUCACAGUCAGCGAGAGGGAAGGACUGUGUGUGUGAGCUGCAAAAUUCUGAUCCUGCUUUCCCUGAGAAUAAACUCAAGGAAGUUGAGUUCACUGCUUCACAGUGUAUUGCGAACAUCACUUCAGAAAAGAUGACAGAGAUUGACAGGCUUGUGUUGGGUCUACAACAUCGUAUCUGGCAGCUUCUCGACAAUGUGUCCAUGCUGGAAAAAGAAGACAAUGGAAAUCUGUAUGCAGCGGUGUCUCUACGCAUUAUUGAAUUAGAGUUACUGGAGAUUCAAGACCUUCUGGAUAAACUCAACAGGACCACCAAUAAUUACCAACAGCUCAGCGUACAGACUGCUGCAGAGCUUAAGGAUAUGGAGGAAACGAUGGUGGAGCUUGAGAAGUUUGAUCACACACAGGUGAUGGUGAAACAGCGUGAGAACCAGCGUAUUAAGAGGGACCUGGAACGGUGCAAAGAUGUGCUCAAUAGUACAGCACCAGCUCCUACACUUUCCCCAGGUCGCUGUGGUCUAGGCCGCCUGGUCAAUGUCUCAAGACCUAGAACGUAUUCCCUCACUGCGUAUGGAACAUCCUACAAUUUCGGUGCUUGGGGUCGAGAUGCAAAUCCUGCUCCAGGAGAUGAGAACAAGUACUGGCUGGUGGUGCUGUCAAGUAGUAAUGUACAUGGCAACUUUAUCCGCCAGUACAGUAGUAUGAGUACUAUUAUAUUAGGUAUAGGACCAACAGAUACGUAUAUAUCAAACUCCAACCCCACAACAAACACAAUUCAGGGGCCAAACAUGGUCAUGUACGGCAAUGCGCUCUACUAUAACUAUUACGACACAAAUUCGGUCUGUCAGUUCAACAUGACGACUAGUUCUGUCAGUACUGUGGCUUUACCUAAAGAUGCAGGAUACAACAACAAGUUUCCAUUCGCACACCUCGGCGCAACAUACAUCUAUACAGAUCUGGAUUUCGCCACAGAUGAAUCAGGCGUCUAUGUUAUAUAUGCGUCCAAAAGCAACUUUGGAAAUGUAGUUAUCAGUAAAGUUGCGACUAGCAACCCGCCUGUUUUGAACCAAACGUGGUCAACUUCUCUUCACAAAAGGACUGUCACAAACACCUUCAUGGUGUGUGGCGUGCUUUAUGCUACUCGUUACCUGAACAAAGAAACAGAAGAGAUCUUUUACUCUUAUGACACCAAAACCAAUGAAGAGCGCUAUGAUUUGAGAAUUCACAUUAAGAAGAUGCAGACUAAUAUUAGGUAUAUGAAUUAUAACCCCAGAGAUCAUUUGCUGUAUGUCUACAGUGAUGCCUACAUUGUGACAUAUGAAGCCAUGUUUCAGGAAGUCAACUGAACUAUACUCUGUCUUUUUUACCAAGUAAAUCUAAUGAUUUUACAUAUUUGAAAUUGAAAAUCAUUUAAAUGUGUAUCACACAUUUUGGUUCUUGAAAUAAAGUUUGAGAGAAACUUUUAGUGCUGGUUUACUAAAGCAUACAAAUAAGUUACAUUUAAACAGAUACAUUUACAUAGGUUAGCAUUAGCUUAUGCUGCACAAUUACUUUGUUUUGACAGCAACUCACUUCCUGUUAAGAUAAACUGUACAGUAAAUCAUUAAUGUGCAUGUUGAGGUGUUGUUGUACCUGUCUGGGGUGGUCGGGGUAACAGGACUGACUGUAGAUGUAUUUUAGAGGCUCUAAAAUCUCUGUGCCGCCCAUGUCUGCUCGCAUUUCCUUCACUCUCUUCAGAGCCUGAUCCAUUGUGUCCUGAUU